Molecule: messenger RNA, 1374 nt
Organism: Boeremia exigua
Lineage: Eukaryota; Fungi; Ascomycota; Dothideomycetes; Pleosporales; Didymellaceae
Product: acyl-CoA thioesterase-like protein
Exons: 2
Coding region: 185-1321 (378 amino acids)
Biological process (GO): acyl-CoA metabolic process; fatty acid catabolic process
Cellular component (GO): peroxisomal matrix
Molecular function (GO): fatty acyl-CoA hydrolase activity
Source: RefSeq, a predicted model, not a curated record
GAAGCUGCAACGCUUGAUGUAGUUGCGCUGCUCGAUGUGUGGGUGAGGGCAAGGCUGUUAUCCCGAAGACGCGGAACCCCGCGUUCACGCUUGUCAAGUUCCGAGGUCCAUUCGCAGAGCCUCAACUUCGAGCAUCAACUUCGACAUGUAGCAUGUAACAUCCCGUUUCCACAUCUCAGACAAGAUGGUGGUCCGACCAUAUUUCACGCCCGAAAAGACCGUUCUUCCUUUCGAUAAGGUCCUUGAACUCGAGACGAUUGACGCGUUGACGUUCCGGUCGAUCACGAAAGCGUACUCGCCUACUGGAGGAGAAAACGGCACGUACGGCGGCCAUGUGUUCGCGCAAGCAGCAUGGGCAGCUGCACAGACAGUCGCUGAAGGGCUGCUGAUCCACAACAUCACGGGCUGGUUCAUCCUAGGCGGCAAGCCAAAUGAACACUACAUCUACAAAGUCGACAAAAUAAGAGACGGCUACAAUUACUGCACACGCUCCGUAACCGUCGUCCAAAACGCUGGCCAGACAAUGUUCACGUGCACAUGUUCCUUCAAGCGCUCCGAAGCCUCACCAGUCUCCAUUCAAUCACCCCUCUCCCUCCAGCAAACCUACCACGCCGCGCUGGCCGGAAAAUAUCACGAGCCCAUGCUGCACCCCGCAGCUCCAAGCAACGACUCAGAGGUCUUCCGCAACACCUAUCUCCCCGCGCACCCUGAUCACUUCAACCCCAUCGCAGGCCUACAUUUGCGCAAGGCUGACAUGCAGCCGUACAACGCGCCACGCACCCCUCUGGACCGGCGCCAACUCACAUUUUACACGCUGCGCGGCAGUCUGCCUCUCGCGACCGCGCCGUCUCCACCGAAACCAGGUGAAGUGAAUGUAACGUGCGCCGCGAAUCUGCAUGCGUGCGCACACCUGUAUGCCUCGGAUCGCAACUCGCUGUUCAUUGUGCCAAACCACCUUGACCGCGGGAGAGAUUUUACGCGUAUGGCGUCGCUGUCGCAUAGUGUUAUCUUCCAUGUUGGUGUCGAGGAUCUAGUGAUGCCGCCGGAGCCGCGGAUCGACCAUCCUGAUGCCGAUCGCACGCUGUGGGGAGACGAGAAGUUGGCGCUGUGCGCGCUGGAUGGGUAUGAAGAGAAAGACAGAGAUGCAGAUGGGCGGAAGUGGUUCGUGCAGGAAGCAUGGAUGACGCGGGCCGCAGGUGGGCGGGGACUGCACACGAGCCGGCUGUGGGAUUAUGAGAAGGGGGUACACAUUGCCACGACGUUUCAAGAUGGGUUGAUUCGGUUUGGGGGCCAGAAGCCAAAGGUGAACGCAAAGCUCUGAAUAUCUAAACGAGAGCUAUCUAUGCUCGAAAUGAGACAAUCCACAAUCCUGGA